AAGAAUAAAUUACCAAAAAUGUCGUAUUUUCUAUUUCGUUUUUUCUCUCUCUCUCUCUCUCUUCAAAUAAAGAGAAAAUCCGACCGGCACGUCUGAGCUCAGCUCUGCGUUUUUAAUAGCCUACUGAUGAUGGCGUGCAUGGUCACAUGAGUCUGUUUGAUGAAACUUUGGGGCAAAGACACACCUACAAUCGUUGCCACAGUAUGUGGAGACCGCGUAGAGCUGACCUGCAGUAAGAGGAAUAAUCCAGCCGGAGAAAGCAAACUAAGUUCUGUCGGGACGAAAAUUAUCACUGCGCGGUUCACUCGUCCACUCGAAGCCAGCCUGGUGCACGGGUUCAAAUUGCACAUGUAAGUUUCCAAUGCAAAGAUACUUGAAGAGCGCUGGCGCAACAAGCAUGGGAUUAUUUUGGUAAUGUGGAGUGCAACUGCCUGGCAAGAAAAUAAAGGUCUGCUGCGGAACAAUGUGAGACGUUGUGCGUCUUGGAUUUUCGUGUUUCUGGAUAUCUUGAAAAGCAUCGGAAACAGUUGAGGAAAAAGAACAAGUUAAGCGCAACGGAUUGUGUCCUUAAACCCGGGACCAGCAUGGAUUAAAAAAACCCCUUCCCCCAACUACAGAAGUUUUCAGCCGGUUCACUUGUGUUGUACUUGUUGUAAACUUCAUGUUUGUGAACAAAUUGCCUUAUUGGCUGCUUGGAUUUUAAAACGUCGCCUGGCUUUGGAUUGGAUUUCCAACACCAUGAACUUUAUUGACAGUUUGACACUAUUAUUUUUGACGCUGUCAGCUGUCAAGAGUGCCCACAUACCCAAGGCAACAGAGAGAGGUCCACAUGACGUGGUUCCUUUAAUGGAGGUGUUCAACAAAAGCUUUUGCCAGCCUCGGGAGUUGCUGGUUGAAAUCCUGCAGGAGUAUCCAGAUGAGGUAGAACACCUCUUCAUACCGUCCUGUGUGGUGCUGACACGCUGUGCGGGCUACUGCAACGAUGAGAUGCUGCAGUGCAUGCCAACAACCAGCCGUAAUAUAACAAUGGAGAUUAAAAGAAUAAAACCCCAAAGGCAACAAAACGAUGUGUUCAUGAGCUUUACAGAGCACAGCGCUUGUGAGUGUAGGUUAAAGAAUGAAGUGAAAGAACAGAAAGAAAAAAAACACCGGAAGGGCAAGGGUAGAGGACUAAAGAGAAAACGAAAGAAAAACCGCGACAAAACAAUUCACGAUGCUGUUUGUGAGCCUUGUUGCGAUCACUGCUCAGUCAGGAGAAAGCGUUUGUUCAUCCAGGACCCCGCAACCUGCCGGUGCUCCUGCAAACACACAGCUGAAUACUGUAAAGAACGCCAGCUAGAGCUCAACGAGAGGACCUGCAAAUGUGACCAGCCAAGAAGAUGAGAGAGGUGGGAUCACCAGGCCAUUCAAGAUGAAGGAAUAUAGCACAGCACUUUGACCUUUGAACCAUAUGCUCUUCUUUUCUGUGGACAGCAUUCCCCUUAGACUGACUGAGAGAGAACAAAAAGAAAGAAUAGACCUUUUCCUCCCAUUGUAUAUCCUUGUGUACAUAGACCACGUUGAGUUGUUAUGCUGCUACGGAAACGAAUAACUAAACCCGUCAUUUGACAAAACUCAAAAGAUCCUUCAUGUGGUUUUGCAUUUCUAACAGGCUUGCAGUGCAGGUGUAGUCUUGUCGUCAAUUCAAUGUAUGCAUUUAUUUCACUGGAAAUGAGUCUACUGUGGUUGUGUGUAAAUCAAAGUUGCAAAACCUCUAAAUGUAUAAUAUUUAGACCUGCUCAAACAGUGGGCGGGGCUGGCGAGGACACAGUCGUGCCCUGUUUUCAGGAAGGGUGGCCAGAUUUGUUUGUCAGCAAAUGACUACCUUUGCUUCUAUACUAGGACAGGAGGACACUUGGACAGCUGAUGGAAAUAUUGAAUCUGUGUCUUUGUGAUAUCACUUCCUUUCCUCUGCGGACCCUGCAGGACUGAUAGGUGCAAAUACAAUUUUAUUUUAUUUUUUCUUUCUCAGCCGCAGUCGCUUGCAGCAGGACAGACUCUGGAGUGCCAUACACUUUUAAAGGGAUAAUAAUUAUCAAAAAGAGCAUUUUAUGUUUUGCUAUGUUCCUGAAAACCACUGAAAACAUCAUAUACUGUAGAUUCCAUUUGAGAAAAAAACUGUGCCUCUCAAAAUGUACUGAGAAAAUCCUUAGAAUGCUUUUUAAAUUAUUUUGGUUUCCUUUUUUAGGAGAGGGGGUUGUCAAAGUAGUUAUAUUAGCUGUUGAACUCAAUACAUGAUCUAUUGAUUACGUAUCUCUUUCUCUGAACUUGUACAUACUCAGUAUCUCUUUAUGCCAUAGUACAUUAUAGAUAAUUUAUAAUGUUAUAGAGUAUUUUUCAGUAUUCAGUCUUCUACCCAUAUUUAAUUUGGACUAUUUAUAUAUGCAGUGUUAUGUACCUGUGGCUGUUUUUAUCUCCCCCUGUCUGUAAGGUCACUGAUGGGUCCUCUCAAAAUGGAGCCUUUUUUUUUUUUUUUUUUUUGGUGAAAAAAAAAAAUCAAAAAUGAUUUGUUGACAUUCCCUGGAUGAAUCACACGUGGUAUCGUACCAGUGACAGCUCUUGAUUUUCAAACCCUGUAGAUUUAACGUGUGGAUGCUGUGUUGAGUUUUAACAUUACCGUGUUUAUGUUUGUGUGUGUGCAGGUAUGAGUGUGUGUAUCUGUCAGUGUGCACGUGUGUAUGUAGGGAUAGUAAGUUGUAUUUAAGUAUUUAUGUAACGGACUGGUCUUUUGUCCAUCCUGCAAGAUGAAAAUAGAAAUAAACUACUGCGAGGUUUUAGUUCAGUAGUCACUACGACAGCAGAAACAGCAUAACAACCCGCCAUCGGUCCUAGAGCCCAUAUUUAGUUCCCUUUGUCUCUUCUUCACUAUUAACAUGUUUUCUGUGUCUAUGUAAAACAGUUAAACAUAUUUAUUUUCAAAUUAUAAUUUUUUUUAUAUAAAAUAAGAAAAGCGUGCUGUGUUGUGAAUAUUGUGUUUUCGAGAAAUUUAACUAGGCAGCAUUUUUUGAUUUUUUUCCUUCCCCAUGUUUUGUGCAGCCAAUUGACGCUCAGACAUCUAAGGAACACCCCUGGAUGAAAAUAGAACUAAGAUCAGUCAGGAACGUGUGCAGGCUUUUCCGUGACAGUCGAACAGACGUUCAUCCUCAUGAAUAAAAUGUCAUUUU
Messenger RNA from Cynoglossus semilaevis (tongue sole), 3203 nucleotides. It is a transcript of the gene vegfab, whose product is annotated as vascular endothelial growth factor Ab. Bases 739 to 1383 code for a protein of 214 amino acids. Gene Ontology annotation, molecular function: heparin binding; vascular endothelial growth factor receptor binding; growth factor activity. Lineage: Eukaryota; Metazoa; Chordata; Actinopteri; Pleuronectiformes; Cynoglossidae. Gene Ontology annotation, cellular component: membrane. The record is from RefSeq and is a predicted model, not a curated record. Gene Ontology annotation, biological process: positive regulation of angiogenesis; sprouting angiogenesis; induction of positive chemotaxis. The transcript is spliced from 8 exons.